CGCACAUUCAGAUUUUCUGACGGAUGAUUGACGCCUUUAAGUCCGAACAAUAGGCGUCGGGUUUUAGCGAAAUAUAAAAUAAACCAACAGAAUCCGCGUUAGAUCGUGAUAUGGAUGGACUUUGAUGGCUUUAGCAUUAGCCUGUUAGCCUGCACUGCAUGUGUGUGUUUAUAUCAACAUAAUAGCAACAACAUUGUGUGUUCAUUCAGAUUAGCAUGAAUAAGAAGAGAAUGAAUACAAUCGACGACUGACGGUGUGUUGGCGAUGAUGUAGAGUUUGUUUGUUCAGGCAGGAGAAGGAGAGCAUUUCCUGAACCCGAAUACUGGACUGGAGAGUUUGUUCAAUUCAGGGACCCGAGAUGGAGAAGACCGAGAAGAGGCCUGGAUACUUUGCCCGGCUCAAGAAGAGACGACAGCUGAAACAGAGUCAAAUGGAGAAAGCUGCGGCUGAGCGGAACCAGUCGGAUCCAGAGACCAAAACGGCCGUCAUCUGUGAGCCCGCUACUAUUGGACCAUUUCAGGAGAAGACUCCAGAAGGGGAGGAGCCUGGAAAAACCAAGAGGGGCCACAAUGGGCGAUCAGAUGACCACAUUAAGACAGACAGUCAGACCAAGAAAGAGAGAUGUAAACCUCCAGGAACCGUGGAGUACACCGUUGGACCAAAAGACACUUUGAACAGUAUUGCUCUGAAAUUCAAUGUUACUCCAAAUAAACUGGUGCAUCUGAAUCGUCUCUUCUCACACAGUGUUGUACCUGGACAGAAACUGUUUGUCCCUGAUGUGGACCAAUCAGAAGGCAGUUCUCGGGUCAAUAGCUCUUCUGAACGGAUCACAACAGAGUCAUCGGAGAAAGAGUCGAAGGAUGGUGGUUUGAGCUGCAGAUCUGGACGUCGCUUACGAAGGGAACUAUCACCGCUGUCUGAAGACGAGAGUCCAGCAACUGUUAAAUUCAUCAAGAUGAGCUGCAAAUACUUCACUGACGGCAUGGGCGUCGUUGGGGGGGUGAUGAUUAUAACCCCCAAUAACAUCAUGUUUGACCCGCACAAGUCUGAUCCUCUGGUGAUUGAGAACGGUUGUGAGGAGUACGGCCUCAUCUGUCCGAUGGAGGAGGUUCUGUCUCUGGCGCUGUAUGACGAUGUGUCCCGUAUGAAGCUUAAAGAUGCGCUGCCAUCUGAUGAAUCCCGGGAUCUUUGUCCGUUAUACAGGCCGGGCGAGUGGGAGGAGCUUCCCUCCGAACGCGAUCUGAACCCUUUUAGCCGCUAUGAGGCGCGCGGACAACCUAACCGACCAAUCAUAUUAGACGAUAUCGAAGCGGCUGUCUCCGAGAUGUCGGAGUGUCAUGUUGCAGAAAAGUCGCCAUCAGACGAAGGUUUUACCGAACUGGAACUGCUACAGAGUGACUCGAACGCUACGAUGCACAGCCUGGAGGGGGCGUCACUGUACGAUGACUCUGAACCAAGUAAAACACUUAGUCAGCCGGCGACGUCUUCGACCACCGAGAGAGAAGACGAAGAUGAAGGACUUCAUAACUGUUCCGCGGAGGUUAACACGGAGCUGCUGCAGUCCGUUCCAGAUAGGUUAGUCGAUGUGACCAAAACAAAACCUGAAACGAUAGUUAACGGUGCAAAGGACUCUGGGAAAUGUAGUUCGCCUGAACCAAGUGUUGACAUAGAGGGACGAAAGAAAAGUAAGAGAUCAAAUUCAGCUGUCGAACUUUCAGAAGCGGAGAAACGCAGACGAGCCAGUGAAGCUGAGAUGAAGUCGUGGCUGCUGAAACGGAUGCAAGUGCCAAUCGAAGACCUGCUGCUGUCCUCUGAAGAGAAGAGUAAAGCUCCGCCCAUGUUCCUCUGCUUCAAAGUGGGCAAGCCAAUGAGGAAGUCCUUCGCCAUUGGUCAGACUUCUAGCCCCGCCCGCUCACAUGUUGGACGGGGGCAGCAGCCAGAGUAUUGGUUUGCUGUGCCACAAGAAAGGGUGGAUCACCUGUACUCGUUCUUCAUCCAGUGGUCUCCAGACGCGUACGGUAAAGACGCUCAUGAGCAGGGCUUCGUGGUGGUGGAGAAAGACGAGCUCACCAUGAUCGAUAACUUCUUCAGCGAUCCGGUUCCUCGCAGCUGGGAGAUCAUCACGAUUAAUGAAGCAAAGAGACGUCAGAGCUUCAGCUUUGAGGAUGAAGAACUUCUCGAUGUUCUGCCGGUGUUGAUGGACUCCAGCACACUCCUGGACGACAUGCAUGUAGAGAAGUUGGCGACUCGUUUGCCGGCGCGCGUUCAGGGGUAUCCAUGGCGACUGGCAUACAGUACAGUGGUACAUGGAACCAGUUUGAAAACCCUGUACAGAAACCUGAUGGAGCUGGUCUGCCCGGUGCUGCUGGUCAUUAAAGACAUGGACAACCAGGUUUUUGGAACGUUUUCCACUGAUCCGUUCAGAGUCAGUGAAUACUGUUACGGGACAGGCGAGACCUUCCUCUACACGUUUUGUCCUGAGAUCAAGGUGUACCGCUGGACCGGAGAGAACUCUUACUUUGUGAAAGGAAACAUGGACUCUCUUCAGAUCGGUGGAGGCAGGGGUCAUCUAGGUCUGUGGCUGGAUGCUGACCUUUACCACGGGACCACAUCCAAAUGCUCCACCUUCAAUAACCUGCCGCUGUCCUCCAAGCAAGACUUCAUCGUCCAGAAUCUGGAGGUGUGGGCGUUUCAAUGAGCGCAUGCAUGGACGCCUGUAUACCCACAUGCACUGUGAAUCUUGCGCCACCCAGCACGGCAUGACAAACCGUUUGCUCUACCUGACACCCGAAUGCGGGUGUAGCUUUAUCCUGUACUGUACGAGGUAUUUAGAUGGAUUAAUCCGUGUCCGACCCAAUGUGGUUUUACUCCUGUAAAGCCUGAAGUGAGUUGUCAAGGUUUACUGGUCUGAGAUCGUUUAGACUUUAAGAAUAUCACGAGAGAAGUUUGUGGCUGCCUUAACCUUCCAUUGAAACCGCUAUCCCAGCAUGCUAUAUUCUCUACAGAUGUUCUCCUGCUGAAGUAUGAUCAAUAUAUUAACGCAUAUGUGAAUAAAAAAAAUACUAUAGACUGUGUAUGUGUUCAGGGCGAAAGAACUUGUGGCAUUUUAUCUUAUGACACAACCAAAAACCUAAUUUACACCAUUUGGUUGUUAAUUUUUUUAGUAUUUAGUUGGUAUACUUUCAUUGCGUUUUGAGAGAGCUCAUGUAACGAAAUGUUCAUAGCUGGGGAACCCAUUAUUUGAUUGAUCUACGACAACAAAAUUAAAAUUUUUGCCAUUUGGUAUGACGUCAGGGUCAGUCGCUCCAGAAGUAUUUUUCGUAUUUGUUUGAAAAGAGCACUAGAGAUCAUGCUAAUAUGGCCGACAAAAUGUUUAGAGAAGAUACAAGCCCGCGGUUGUACCGCUAAAACGACUAUUUUUCACCAUUCGGCGGUCAAAUUGAUUGCGUCACGGCCAAACGCUUGAAUAAAAAAAAAGAGGCUUCAUCUUCUAACAAAACAUAAAGUAAUAAUUUAUUGCAACAAUUUUUCAGCAUUUGAUGGACAAAUCGGUUGCGUCAGAACUAUUUUUUCGAACAAAGUAUUUUUUUUGUUUACAACAUGGAAAUUUUACUUGUUUAGUUGUCGUAUGUUUGUUUCGUUUGAAGAGAGCGCAAGGAAUGACGCUCAUGAUAUUGAAAUGUUCAUAGAAAUUACAAGUCACGAGUUAAGAAGACAAAAUGCAGAUUUCCGCCAUUCUGUGACCAAAUCUGUUGUGUCACGGCCAGUCGUUUAUUUAUUUAUUUAUUUAUUUAUUUAUUUACAACAUGGAGAUUUGAUUUGUUUAGUUGGCAUAUUUUCAUGUUUGUUUGAAAAGAGCUGGAGGUAUGAUGUAAAUGACAGCCAAAAUGUUCGUAGAAGAUACAAGACCGAGUUGAGAGCAAAGCGACAAUGUUUCGCCAUUAUGUGUCCAAAUUCAUUGCGUCAUUGCGACAAUUUCCACUUUUCAAUUCCAAAAUCUAUUGCGCCACGGCCCGUCGCCUCAAUAUAAAGUGUUUUUCACUUACAACAUGGAGAUUUGAUUUAUUUAGUUGGAUUAUUUUAAUUUUUAAUUUUUUAUUUUGUCAGAUAAAAGCCCUGUGAGGUCAACUAAGUGACAAUUUCUCACCAUUCGUUGGCGAAUUUCAUUUCGUCACGACCAUUCGCUUGAAUAUAACUGCGAUCUGGAGAACUUUUGAUCGAAGAUUACAAUCAACCAUUUUUAGACAAUUUUUGGGCAUUUGGUGGCCAUUGCGUCAGGGCCAUUCGCUCGAAUAGAAGAUAUUUUUCCAUUUACAACAUGGAGAUUUAAUUUGUUUAGUUGACGUUUUGGUUAUUUCGUCUGAAAUGAGCGCAACAACUUGUGGCUUGUAUAUUCCAAGACAACAAAAUGCCAAUUUCCACCAUUCGGUGACCAAAUCUAUUACGCCACGGCACGUCGCUACAAAAGAAAGUGUUUAAUUUACAACAUGGAGAUUUGAUUCGUUUUGUUGGCAUAUUUUCAUUAUGUUUUAACAAAGCUCAAUGAAUGUCGUAAAUAAUAUUGAAAUGUUACAAAGUGUUCCAGCUGGAGGGCUUGUAUAUUCUAAGACACACAAAAUAAAUCUGCCAUUUGGUGACCAAAUCCAAAGCAUCAGGACCAGUCGCUCGAAUAGAAAACAUAUUUAGUUCACAGCGUUUAGUUGGUGUAUGUGUUCAUGUUCGUUUAAAGAGCACACGAGUGCUCGAGUAAUUCAAAGGGAAACCGCAUAUCCAAUUUGUGGACCAAAGCAUUUUAUUGGCAUUGUUUUCAAGUAUAGGUUUUAUAUUUUGUUUAUUUUGCUUUUUGAAGUUGACUUAUUUUAUAUAUUGAAUGUGAAAUGGAUCACAUUCCUACAUGAUGAUGAUGUUUUACUGUUUUGUGAUAUUUUAGGGCCCUUGUCUAGUGUGAAGUUAUUCUAAAGGGAUGGUGAGCACUUGAAAUGAUGCCAGAAUUACUCGUGAACACUGUGUUAAAUGUGCGGCUGAUAUCACCAUCAUGUCACACUUACAGUCGAGGUUUGUUUCAUGAACUGUCACUGUUUUUGUGUAAAAUCGAGCGCCAUAAAAAUUGGUGUGCAAUUAUUGACGGAGCGAUGUUUAUAGUUCGUGGUCUGUUUUAUCACCACAGUUAGUGUGUAGAUGUUUGGAAGUGUCCACUAGUUUCACUACAUCACCGCAGCUGUGGGCGCUAACCAGCUGCUGACUCCAUUACAAAACCGUAUAUUUGGUCCAAGUUGUAGAAAUAGUUCAAUAGUACAAAUAUUUCACUCUUCAAUGUUUCAAAACAUUCAAGUCUGUGAUAUCAAACCCCUCACGCUGUUUAUUUAUGUGUGUUAACCAAUUAUUGUGUAUUUAUUGUGCAUUUUCUGUGUAAAGUGAA
Molecule: messenger RNA, 5419 nt
Organism: Xyrauchen texanus (razorback sucker)
Lineage: Eukaryota; Metazoa; Chordata; Actinopteri; Cypriniformes; Catostomidae
Product: nuclear receptor coactivator 7-like
Exons: 16
Coding region: 359-2698 (779 amino acids)
Biological process (GO): regulation of transcription by RNA polymerase II; response to oxidative stress
Cellular component (GO): nucleus
Source: RefSeq, a predicted model, not a curated record